GGUUAUCAACGCUGAGAAGUCGGAGUUCAAUGAGGACCAGGCAGCCUGCUGUCAGAUCUCCAUCCGGAGGAAAGAGCUGGGCCUGGAGGAGGAUGAGGAAUGGCUGAUCCUGUGCUCCACGCAGUUCCUGACUGGUUACUACUGGGCACUGUUUGACGGCCAUGGUGGCUCAGAAGCUGCCAUCAUCGCCUCCAACUACUUGCACUACUGCAUCAAGCAGAAGCUGGAGGAGGUUGUGGGAGGCAUCACAGAGGUCCGUCCCCCCAUGCAUCUGAGUGGACGCUGUGUUUGUGACAGUGACCCACAGUUCGUGGAGGAGAAGCACAUCCAUGCAGAAGACCUGGUGGUGGGAGCCCUGGAGAACGCCUUCCAGGAAUGUGAUGAAGUUAUCGGCCAGGAGAUGGAAGCUACAAACCAGACAGGAGGCUGCACUGCUCUGGCUGCCCUUUAUUUCCAGGGAAAGCUGUAUGUGGCUAAUGCUGGGGACAGCAGGGCGAUUCUUGUUCUGAAGGACAACGUUGUGCCCAUGAGCUGCGAGUUCACACCCGAGACAGAGAGGCAGCGGAUCCAGCACUUGGCUUUUCUUUUCCCCAAGCUCCUGGAUGGCGAGUUCACACGCUUUGAAUUUCCACGGAGGUUGAAGGGAGAUGACGUGGGCCAGAAAGUCCUGUACCGGGAUUACUUCAUGGAAGGCUGGGGAUACAAGACAGUGGAGAAAGCCGACCUCAAGUAUCCUCUUGUCCAUGGUCACGGGAAGCAGGCUCGCUUGCUGGGGACUCUGGCUGUUUCUCGAGGUCUGGGGGAUCAUCAGCUCAAAGUCAUCGACACCAACAUCGAGGUCAAACCUUUCCUCUCCUGCAUUCCCAAGGUGAAUGUAUUUGACUUUGCUCUGCAUGACAUUAAGGAAGAUGAUGUCCUCAUCAUGGCAACUGAUGGCCUUUGGGAUGUUCUCUGCAACAAAGAGGUGGCCCAUAUGGUCAGGAGCUUCCUUGCAGAAAACAGGACAGAUCCUGACAGAUUUUCAGAACUGGCCAAGUGCUUGGUGUGCAGAGCAAGGGGAAAGAAGAGAGGCCACCAGUGGAUGCUGGAUGACAGCCACGAGGCAUCCUAUGAUGACAUCUCUGUAUUUGUCAUCCCACUACACAACAGGGGUGAGGACUGA
Messenger RNA from Antrostomus carolinensis (chuck-will's-widow), 1162 nucleotides. It is a transcript of the gene PPM1M, whose product is annotated as protein phosphatase, Mg2+/Mn2+ dependent 1M. Gene Ontology annotation, cellular component: mitochondrion. Gene Ontology annotation, biological process: protein dephosphorylation. Gene Ontology annotation, molecular function: [pyruvate dehydrogenase (acetyl-transferring)]-phosphatase activity. The record is from RefSeq and is a predicted model, not a curated record. The annotation marks the transcript as partial. The transcript has 9 exons. NCBI's taxonomy places the organism in Eukaryota, Metazoa, Chordata, Aves, Caprimulgiformes, Caprimulgidae.